Molecule: messenger RNA, 933 nt
Organism: Aspergillus uvarum CBS 121591
Lineage: Eukaryota; Fungi; Ascomycota; Eurotiomycetes; Eurotiales; Aspergillaceae
Product: Ran family GTP-binding nuclear protein
Exons: 5
Coding region: 135-782 (215 amino acids)
Biological process (GO): ribosomal subunit export from nucleus; protein import into nucleus
Cellular component (GO): cytoplasm; nucleus
Molecular function (GO): GTPase activity; GTP binding
Source: RefSeq, a predicted model, not a curated record
CUCCUCCACUCCCGUUCUUUCGAACGUCUUUUCCAACUUCCCUCCUCUAUCAGCUGUCGCAUCGGCUCGACGACUUCUUGAUUCUCGCACUCAUUUUGCUUCUACUUUGCUAAAUCUCUCACAUACCCUUCACCAUGGCUGACCAGCAAGUACCAACCUUCAAGCUCGUCCUUGUUGGUGAUGGUGGUACCGGAAAGACCACCUUCGUCAAGCGCCACUUGACUGGCGAGUUCGAGAAGAAGUACAUCGCGACUCUCGGUGUCGAAGUGCACCCUCUCCAAUUCCACACCAACCUGGGACACAUCCAGUUCGACGUAUGGGACACCGCUGGUCAGGAGAAGUUCGGUGGUCUCCGCGACGGUUACUACAUCAACGGACAGUGCGGUAUCAUCAUGUUCGAUGUUACCUCCCGUAUCACCUACAAGAACGUCCCCAACUGGCACCGUGAUCUCGUCCGUGUCUGCGAGGGUAUCCCCAUCGUUCUCUGCGGUAACAAGGUCGAUGUCAAGGAGCGCAAGGUCAAGGCCAAGACCAUCACCUUCCACCGCAAGAAGAACCUCCAGUACUACGACAUCUCCGCCAAGUCCAACUACAACUUCGAGAAGCCCUUCCUCUGGCUCGCUCGCAAGUUGGUCGGCAACCCCCAGCUGGAAUUCGUCGCCGCUCCCGCCCUGGCUCCCCCCGAGGUCUCUGUCAACCCCGAUCUCAUGAAGCAGUACCAGGACGAGAUGGAGGCGGCCUCUGCCAUGCCCCUUCCCGAUGAGGAUGACGCCGACUUGUAAGCGUGCGGUCCAUGAUGAGGCUCCGGGGCCCUCCCCGGUAGAUUUAUUCUCAUGGCUGUCGUGCUCACUCCCCGGGCACUGCCCGGGGUGCGGUGCGGUACCGUUUGCGAAAUCUGGGAAUCACGAAUGCCACGAUCGAUCAGCAGUCAGG